CCCAAAUUGAAGUGAUCCCGUGCAAGAUCUGCGGAGACAAGUCCUCAGGGAUCCACUACGGUGUUAUCACCUGUGAAGGCUGCAAGGUGAGCCCGGGGAUGCCCAGGGACACCCGGGGACGGGUGCCAGUGGGGCGGGUGGCCACAGGGGCUGCGUCAGCAGCGGGCUCUCGGACCUGGACGACAUGCAUGUCGAAGAAGCAGCGGGACAGCCUCUACGCCGAGGUGCAGAAGCACCAGCAGAGCCAGGAGCAGAGCGGUGGCACCAAGGAUGAGCCCGAGCCCCUGAGCCGCGUCUACACCACCAGCGUCAGCAGCGGGCUCUCGGACCUGGACGACAUCUCCACGCUGCUGGAGGGGGGCCAGCUCUCUGCCGAUAUCUCCAUCCUCGAGAUCGACCGGGUGGCCCAGAACGUGGUGAAGUCGCACCUGGAGACGUGCCAGUACACGACGGAGGAGCUCAAGCGCCUGGCGUGGAGCCUCUACUCCCCGGAGGAGGUCCGCGCCUUGCAGAGCAAGAGCUGCGAGGCCAUGUGGCAGCUUUACCCCAUCCAGUACGUGGUGGAGUUCGCCAAACGCAUCGACGGCUUCAUGGAGCUCUGCCAGAACGACCAGAUCAUCCUCCUGAAAGCCGGUUGCCUCGAGGUGCUCCUGAUCCGCAUGAUCCGCGCGUUCAACCCCUUGAACAACACCGUCCUCUUCGAGGGCAAGUUCGGCGGCGCGCAGAUGUUCAAGUCGCUCGGUAAGAGCCGCUUCGCUGCGCCCCUCGGGGUUCUGCGCUCCCUUCGACGCCCGGAUGGGGCUGGGAUGGUUUCCAAGCUGCCCUUGAUGAAGACCAUUUGUAACCUGCACCUGGACAAGCUGGAAUUUUUCCGCCUCCUGCACCCAGAGACCGCCAUGAACUUCCCACCCCUCUAUAAGGAGGUUUUCAACUCGGAGCUUCAGUACAGCGACCCACGGGAGAGCUAA
This is a messenger RNA of Tauraco erythrolophus (red-crested turaco), 968 nucleotides long. NCBI's taxonomy places the organism in Eukaryota, Metazoa, Chordata, Aves, Musophagiformes, Musophagidae. The record is from RefSeq and is a predicted model, not a curated record.